Colletotrichum graminicola M1.001 is the source of this 330-nucleotide messenger RNA. RefSeq lists its product as uncharacterized. The transcript has a single exon. The coding region runs from base 1 to 330 and encodes 109 amino acids. The record is from RefSeq and is a predicted model, not a curated record. Lineage: Eukaryota; Fungi; Ascomycota; Sordariomycetes; Glomerellales; Glomerellaceae.
AUGGACCCCGCGGCACAGCAGGACAGCACACAAUGUCCAUCGCAGCCAGCGUUCCCAGGAAUCCUCACCUUUGUCGCGGCAAUCGUCGCGGCGGCUUACGUCAGAAUCACGUAUCUGCGCAACAGCGACGACGAGUACCCCCUGGCCAGGGCCUCCCUGUCCUGGUCCAAGACCGAGUCCGCGUGGCUCUCGGGCCUGGUCAUCUCGUGCCCGAGAGUCGGGGCCAUGGCCUGGCUACCGGUCCGCCCUAAGGAGCUGGAGCUAGUUCGGCGGAGGGAAGCCCUGACGGCGCGGGUGCAGUUCACGCAAAUGAGCAUGAUUCCUUCGUAG